AUGGGUGGCUCUAUAUCGAAAAUGCUAAAAAAGAUGUUUGGCAACCGUGAAAUGAGAAUUCUUAUGUUGGGGUUGGAUUCUGCUGGUAAGACCACCAUUUUAUAUAAGUUGAAGCUAAACAAAGGCAUAACAACCGUACCUACGGUCGGUUUCAAUGUUGAAACCGUGACAUAUAAGAAUAUCAAGUUCAAUGUGUGGGAUGUUGGUGGACAAGAUAGAAUCAGACCUUUGUGGCGUCAUUAUUUUAGUGGGACAGACGCAUUGAUUUUUGUCAUUGAUAGUGCCGAUAUUGAUAGAAUUGCCGAAGCCAAAAGGGAAAUGUACAAGAUCAUCACCGAUAAAGAAAUGAAAGAUGCAUUAUUGUUAGUCUUUGCCAACAAGAAGGACUUGCCAAAUGCUUUGAAACCUCAGGAAAUUACCAGAAGAUUAGAACUAGAAAAUUUAAAAGACCACAUUUGGUGUGUGGUUGCCAGUAAUGCUUUGACUGGGCAAGGUUUGAUAGAAGGUUUGUCCUGGAUAUCCAAUAAUUCAAGGGAUGCGAACUAA
Messenger RNA from Saccharomycopsis crataegensis, 546 nucleotides. RefSeq names its product Arf family GTPase ARF3 (gene ARF3). Gene Ontology annotation, cellular component: cytoplasm. Gene Ontology annotation, molecular function: GTP binding; GTPase activity. The record is from RefSeq and is a predicted model, not a curated record. The coding region runs from base 1 to 546 and encodes 181 amino acids. Gene Ontology annotation, biological process: vesicle-mediated transport; intracellular protein transport. The transcript has 2 exons. NCBI's taxonomy places the organism in Eukaryota, Fungi, Ascomycota, Saccharomycetes, Ascoideales, Saccharomycopsidaceae.